CCGUGGGAAGCACGAGCGGUCCGGCAUAACCGGUCGGAAGGAGAGCGCGUGCGGCCGAGCCUUGCCUAAGGGACCCUUCAGCGCUAGCCGAGGCGGCCCGACACCGGAGACUCCUUUCCCGGUGCCAGCCGGCCCCGCCCUCCUGCCUCCCGGGCCAAUCGGGCUGGGAGCGCGCUAGCCUGCCUCCCCGAACCCUCCAAUCGCAGGCAUCGUCCUCCGCCCGCCAAUCCCGGUCAGACAGGUGCGAAGCCCGACGCGACGAGGGCCAAUCUGCAGCAGGUCCGGGCCGGGACUCUUGACCAAUGAGAAGGCGGCCUGGGAGCGUCGAGUGACGUGCGCCGCCACCAAUCGCAAGUGCGAGCCGCGGGCUCUUCCUGGCGGCGCGCCUAUCAGAGCGCGCGCUCCUCAGCGGCUCGGCCAAUCCGGAGGAGAAUCGACUGGUGCCUGCCCUCCCGAAGAGUUGGGAAUGUCCUACAAACCCAUCGCUCCAGCGCCGACCAGCACGAGUGGCUCCAGCGCGCAGGGGCCCGGCACUCCCAUCCCUUCAGCCACCGGUGUCUCCUCCCCUUCAGGCUCAGCCCCUGGAGCUGCUGCCCCCUUCCGCCCCCUCUUCAACGACUUUGGGCCUCCUUCCAUGGGCUAUGUGCAGGCUAUGAAGCCCCCUGGCUCCCAGGGCUCCCAGAGCACCUAUACAGACCUGCUCUCUGUCAUUGAAGAGAUGGGCAAGGAGAUCCGGCCCACUUACGCCGGCAGCAAGAGUGCCAUGGAGCGACUGAAGCGAGGCAUUAUCCACGCCCGGGCGCUGGUCAGAGAAUGCCUGGCAGAAACAGAGCGCAAUGCCCGCACGUAACAGCGUGCCGCCCCCUCUGCCCUAUGGACCUUCCCACCUCUUUGCAUCGCCUUUUGGAGCAGAGCCCCUCCCCUCGUGCCCUUCUUUUCUUCCUAACCUCCUGUCCUGUGACUGACAGCCACGUGGGGUGGGAUGGGAGACCCUGGAGCCAGUGCCAGGCAGAAACAGUGGAGCUGAUGUCUCUAGGCCUCCUUCGGUCGCCCUGUAGCCAGUGGGUGCUGGAGAGUCCUUGGCUCGGGCCGUCCUCCCCACCCCCAGCACAGUACUGACCUUCGGCCCCCAUCCCCUUCCAUCCCACACUGGAACUCCUCCCUCCUCUGGCUGGGGCCUCCCUGGCACCCGCCACCUCCCAGCCCUGCCUCAGGGCUGCUCGAGGUGGUGCCUUUUCUCAGCGUCUUUUACUAAAAUGCUCUUUUUCUAUAAAUAAAAGAUUUGGAGUUGUUCUCUGCGGA
This is a messenger RNA of Vombatus ursinus (common wombat), 1302 nucleotides long. It is a transcript of the gene CDK2AP2, whose product is annotated as cyclin dependent kinase 2 associated protein 2. The coding region runs from base 467 to 850 and encodes 127 amino acids. Gene Ontology annotation, cellular component: cytoplasm; microtubule; nucleus. NCBI's taxonomy places the organism in Eukaryota, Metazoa, Chordata, Mammalia, Diprotodontia, Vombatidae. The record is from RefSeq and is a predicted model, not a curated record. Gene Ontology annotation, biological process: negative regulation of G1/S transition of mitotic cell cycle; regulation of microtubule cytoskeleton organization. The transcript is spliced from 4 exons.